AAAGUAGUAGUAUCCUAUUUUCUCUUUCGUCAACUCGGUUCAGGUUCAGGUGCAGCAGCAUCAUCUUCAACAUCUCGAUCCGUUAGCAAGUAGAGCACCUUACUCUUCCUACUAGCACCAUUCCGAAGUCCAAAGUCAGGAACCGCCCGCCCUCACGCGAGCACCAUGAAGUUUCCAUCCUCCAAAGCUCAAGGAGAUAUGUAUAAGGAGGCAAAGAGGAGUUCCUACUUUGAUUUACCUGCACUUGAUGUUUCCAUAGCAUUUCCUCAAGCAACUCCAGCAUCCAUCUUCCCUCCUUGUGCUUCGGACUACUACCAGUUUGAUGACCUUUUGACCCCUGACGAAAAAGAGACCAGACAGAAAGUGAGAAAAUGCAUGGAAAAAGAAGUAGCUCCAAUAAUGGCUAAGUACUGGGAGAAGGCAGAGUUUCCAUUUGAAGUUGUCCCAAAGCUUGGUGCCUUGUGUAUUGCAGGUAGCACUCUCAAGGGAUAUGGCUGUCCUGGUCUUUCUAUCACUGCAAGCGCUGUUGCUACUGCAGAACUUGCUAGAGUUGAUGCAAGCUGCUCUACCUUCAUAUUGGUGCAUUCUUCUUUGGCAAUGCUCACUAUUGGAAUGUGUGGAUCAGAAUCCCAAAAGCAAAAAUAUCUACCUUCAUUGGCCAAACUUGAUACCAUAGGUUGUUGGGCUUUGACUGAACCUGACUACGGAAGUGAUGCAAGUGCCUUAAGAACAACUGCAACGAAGGUUGCAGGCGGUUGGAUCCUUGAAGGCCAGAAGAGAUGGAUAGGAAACAGCACCUUUGCUGAUAUAUUGGUUGUAUUUGCUAGAAACACAACCACAAACCAGAUAAAUGGAUUUAUUGUAAAGAAGGAUGCUCCAGGACUACAAGCCACAAAGAUAGAAAAUAAGAUUGGAUUGCGAAUUGUGCAAAAUGGAGACAUUCUACUGAAGAAAGUGUUCGUCCCUGAUGAAGACAGAUUAUCUGGUGUAAAUUCCUUUCAGGAUACAAACAAGGUGCUUGCUGUUUCACGUGUUAUGGUUGCUUGGCAACCUAUUGGCAUUGUGAUGGGUGUUUAUGACAUGUGUCACAGGUACUUGAAAGAGAGAAAGCAGUUCGGAGCUCCUCUAGCAGCUUUUCAGAUCAAUCAACAAAAACUGGUUCAGAUGUUGAGUAAUAUUCAAGCCAUGAUUCUGAUUGGGUGGCGCCUAUGCAAGUUGUAUGAGAGUGGUACGAUGAGUCCUGGUCAUGCCAGCAUGGGAAAGUCAUGGAUUACCUUGAGGGCCAGGGAGACCGUGUCUCUUGGUCGUGAAUUACUCGGUGGCAAUGGGAUAUUAGCCGACUUUUUGGUUGCAAAGGCAUUUUGUGAUUUGGAGCCGAUCUAUACAUACGAAGGCACUUAUGACAUCAAUACCCUGGUGACGGGUAGGGAGAUUACUGGUAUUUCUAGUUUUAAGCCAGCUGCCGUUAGACAACAAAGCCGCCUUUAAAUUGUUUACUUCUACGUCAAAGAAUUGCUCUCUGUUCUGUGUGGGCAUCGUAAGUUGCAAGGGAACUUUUGAGAAGGAUUAAGGAAGCCGGAGGUUACCAAGUUGAGAAAAAAGUCCAUUUAUAAUUAGGGGUUGGGGGGGGGGGGGGC
This is a messenger RNA of Coffea eugenioides, 1637 nucleotides long. RefSeq names its product acyl-coenzyme A oxidase 4, peroxisomal. Gene Ontology annotation, biological process: fatty acid beta-oxidation. Lineage: Eukaryota; Viridiplantae; Streptophyta; Magnoliopsida; Gentianales; Rubiaceae. Gene Ontology annotation, cellular component: peroxisome. The record is from RefSeq and is a predicted model, not a curated record. The transcript is spliced from 13 exons. The coding region runs from base 166 to 1488 and encodes 440 amino acids. Gene Ontology annotation, molecular function: acyl-CoA dehydrogenase activity; flavin adenine dinucleotide binding.